Molecule: messenger RNA, 3613 nt
Organism: Coccinella septempunctata (seven-spotted ladybird)
Lineage: Eukaryota; Metazoa; Arthropoda; Insecta; Coleoptera; Coccinellidae
Product: XK-related protein 7-like
Exons: 3
Coding region: 297-2033 (578 amino acids)
Biological process (GO): phosphatidylserine exposure on apoptotic cell surface; apoptotic process involved in development; engulfment of apoptotic cell
Cellular component (GO): plasma membrane
Source: RefSeq, a predicted model, not a curated record
CUAUGGAAUGUCCAAUGUCAACGUCAAAUAUGUAACGUGGUGAUGGUUCUUGAGAAAAUAAUUUGAAUAUUUAUAAAUUAUACAUGAAAUGAUUUGAGAAACUUCAACAAAUAAAAUAUAUUUUCCGAAUUAAAUAGAAUAAUGAUAAAGAAUUCUGGGAAGAGGCAUAAGAAAUAUUGAAUGGAAUAGGUCAAAUCAGAUAUUGUCAAUUAAUUGGAGAAAUGAAAGGAGGUUAGGAAUUUGGGCAAUCGCCCAUUUAAGAAUUCAUACCAUCAUGUGAACAGUGGGAAUGCGUCAUGGCAGAAUUUUUGCCAUUAUGUGAUCUUCUCUUCAACGUGGUAUCCUUAGCUGCAUAUUUCUGUGACUUCGUAUUCGAUAUACUUGUCAUAUACGAGUUAUACAAAAGAAACCAAACGAUAUUAUUUAUCACAGCUAUUGGAUCUUGCAUAUUAACUGCCAUUAUAACCCAAAUGCUCUCUUUAUAUUGGUAUUUGAAUAAGAAACCAAAUGGCUGGGCAAGAUGUUUUGUGAUAGUUUUCCACUUCACCCAACUCGGAGUUUUGUGGAGAUAUUCUCGUCUUUUAGUACCUGUUCAAUUAAGUAGUGUUAAGAGAGAAGUAAGGGAUCUAUGUAUAUUGAGGUUGAUUCAUGGCUUUCUCCAGGCAGCACCUAUGUUGCUUCUGCAACUGAGCUUUUUGCCCACUAAUGAAGAAGGGCUUCCUUCUGAUUUACUAACAGUGUCAGCAUCAUUAUCAUUAUUUUCUAUUUGUUGGUCAUUAGCAUCUUUCAGUAAGCAUGUCCAAAGUGUAGACAGACUUGUUUUGACUUGGUUUGGGGUAGUAUCCCAAUUGUUAUGGAGGGGUGGAACUGUUACAGCUAGAGCCCUUGCUCUGGCAGCAUAUGCAGCAAGUUACAAAUCCUGGAUUUUCUUAGUACUUUCUCUACAUUGGGCUUGUAUGUUUUUAUGGCUGCUGUCUCCUAAAAGUCCAUUUCAUGGUCAGAGAGGAAGUAAACUUGGACUUUGCGCCUUAAUUGCUGCUAUUUAUAUAUUGGCAUACAUUAAUCUACAAGAAAAACCUCAUGGAAGGACUAUGACAAUUUUUUAUGUUAUUAUGUUUUUCGAAAACUGCCUUUUAGUAAGUGCAUGGUUAGCAGCUGUUUGGUACAAUAAACCUACUUAUUGGGAACUUGUUCCAAUACUUACUGUAGUUCUCUUUUUGGUGGGAAUUGUGUUCAUGUUGAUGUAUUACAAGUUUUUCCAUGUAAAGAGGUUAUUGGAAAAGCCUACAGCACCUCCUGGGGUAUUCAACUGUCGUUUCAGUAACCCUGCAGCAGCUGCAUUAUACCGCAAAAAGAAGAAACCAACUACUUUUGUACCUCCACCUGUUUUAUCCCCAAUGGCAGUACCAUUUUGGAGGAGACCUUUACCUUCUUCUAGUGAAAACGAAGGCAGCAGUGUUGGAUCUAGGGUGAAUAUUCAUCAGAAACUUCAAGAAAAAAAGCAGAAACAACUCGCUGAACUUAAGAUAAUAGAAGAAGAAAUCAAACAGGGUAAAUUGGUUGGUCCAGAAGGAGUAGAUCUGGACGAUCGUCAACCGAUACCUCGCGAGAAAAAACAUGUGGAACCUCAGCUUAUAAGUUUGGCGUCGCUCAACAACCUGGUCAGCUAUGGAGUGAAUCUGAAUCGGAGGCCACCUCCCAGGGCACCAAGGUGCAGAACACCAGAGCUUCUUUUAACCCCCAGGUAUUUGUACUGUGAUUGUGCGGUGAACGAACCUGAGGUGAUGGAAAUGCCUGGACCUCAUGCUCCAUCAGACUUGGAGAGCCAGCUGUCUCUCCCCAGGUCUUAUACCUUGCCAAGAGAGUUCAAAUAUUAUCGCAGGCAGAGAUUGAGUAGACCUGUACAGACUGUUGCUUCUACAAAUAGUAGUGAUGGCGAUGUUGACUCUGCAGAUGAAGAGAGCGAUUGUAAUCCUCCGCCAGCAGUGGUGAGGCCUCUCAGGCGGCAGUUCAGGCAUGAAACAAAGUUGUGAUUUUCUUUUUAUAUAUAAGAUUGAUAUAGAAAAUUGUUUUAGAAUUUUUUUAUAAUUAGGGUUUUUUCAGAGUUGUCUGAAAUAUUGUUAUUAGUGUUAGGUCAUUCAAACGUUUAAUGCUGUAGAAAGUCAGUAAUGGCCAACAGGACAUUUAAUUAAUUUACAAUCUGCCUGUUACUGAUUUUCUAUUAGUUAAGAAUUGAGUAGGAGAAUGAAAGAAAUUGAACUGGCAGAAGUCUACACUCAGAUUAUACCAUAGCAUAGAAAAUGGGCCUAUAUGGAAGGAGAUUAGGGACCCAUUUAGCUCUUAUUGAAGCUCAUCAGUAUCAUAUAACUCUAGAAAGGACCUUUUCUUGAAAGAUAAGCUGUAAAACCUACAUUGGUGUUCUUACUAUCAAGUUUGUUGUGAGGAUCCUGCCGAUACAUGUUGAGUACAUAUUUCCAUAUGUUUCAGCAAUGCAACAAAUUGCAUUAGAAUUGAAUGACCUAUCAUCCUCCGCAAUAUUCCAGAUUCCUUAAAAAAAAAUUCUAUAUUUGAUUUGGGAGGCCUAUCAUCAAGAUUAUAUUUGGUACAAUUUUUUCCAAACACCUAUUGGGGAUAAAGUUUCUGUUGUGUGCAGUCUACCCUUUCAUGUAGAAUGCUAACUUAUUUAUCAAAAUUUCGAAGAAAAAAUUGAAAGAACAGUGAAUUGAUUUGAAUUCAUAAAAGUGAAUAAAAUUGAAGAAGAAAUUAAUAUCCAACAAUGGUGAAAAAUGUUCAUUGGACAUGGUAUAAGUUAAUUUAAUCAAUUGCAUCCUCGAUGUAAUUUUAUUUUUUUGACAUGAAGUAGGAAAUUUGUUUUCAAAAGUCCAUAAUUAUGUUUUAUGCGGUAAUUAGGUGUUAUAAAAUCUUGUUGAUGGAUCUCAUUGGUGGGAAUAUGCUAUUCAAUAAUUUGAGGUGUUAAUUAAGGCUCAGUGAGAAUAAAAACAAAUAUGAUAAAGCAACCGUUGAAAAAAAUGAUUAAUAAAGAAAAAUCCGCCAGCGAACCUUAUUGUUAAUAUUGCUUUCCAAAAUGAAAGUUCAUAUUAUUCUCUUCCAUUCAAAUUAUUGCUUUUAUUCCUGCUGUGCAGAAUUGAGUAGAUCAUUUUACCUUACUGUUGAAUGACGUUUCAAUCUAGAUUAUGUUAUGUUGUCAGAGAUGACAAAACAAAGGCUGUGUUAAUAAUUGAAGAAGUAAACGUCAUUCACCUAUAUAUGUUGCAAUUACGAUGUAGAAAUGAUUUGAUUCUAUACUUUUCAAAUGUACUUAUUAUUUUAGAUGGUAGUGAUUUUACCAUCAAUUGGUUUAGAAAAGUUUUAAUUAUCGAAUAGCAUAAAUGAUAAAUGGUCUGGUUCCAUGUUUAGGAAAAUUGAGACAGAAAUGUGUUAUUGUACUUCAUCCUUUUGAAUGAUUCUUUUAGAACUGACUUUGUAUAUGAAAUUUUAUGACUUUGAUAUAGUUAUCUUGUAUUUUAUAUGUAUACAAAUUUUCCACUAGGUGCCUUAUAAUGUAUUAUUUAUUUUUGUACAUCGUAUUUUGUAAUAAAACAUUUAUUUUGUA